AUGAAGUCUGUACGCUUGAUGCACGCCCUGUGCAGGCGUGUCCAGCACACAUUCCUGGCCAGACGCAGAGAUGUGGAACAGCGACGGCACUACGCCGAGAAAUGUGACUCGGUGAUCAAAGGCGUUGUGGUGGGCGUGUACGCCAAGGAGGGCGACCGCCAGCCCAAGAUGACACCAUCCGGCGAGAAGUUUGACGAUCGCGUCCAGGGUAAGAUCACUGAUCUCAUACGCGAGACGGGCCCGAGUGGCCAGCUGGGAAAAGGCCGUGUCUUCAUGAACGUGGAUGCGGAGUUCCGUGCGGUGGCCGUGGUCGGCGUGGGACAGGAGGGGGCCGGCUUCAACGACCUGGAGAUGAUCGACGAGGGAAUGAAGAACGCUCGCGUCGCUGCCGGCGUGGGGGCUCGUGCCCUUCAACUGCAGGGCUGCACAGAUGUAUUCGUGGAGUCGAUGGAGUAUGCGGAGCAGGCGGCCGAGGGGAGCGCCUUGGCCGUCUGGCGCUACAACACCAACAAGCGCCGUCGGGACCGCACACUCAUUCCCAAACUGGAGCUGUACGACUCUCCCGACUCGGAUGCCUGGAUGCAAGGCCGAAUCGCAGAACCUGGCCCGUCGCCUGGCCGAUACGCGGCCAAUCAGAUGACGCCCACAAUCUUCGCCCAGUCAACGGUGGAUGCCCUGUGCCCCUGCGGGGUAUCCGUGGAGGACAAGCCCAUCCUCCUGCUGGGCAAGGGCAUCACAUUCAACAGCGGGGGCCUCUGCCUCCGUCCAAGGACUGCUUGUCCAUGUACCGCGGCUGCAUGUCCGGUGCAGCCGCCUGCGUGGGCGUCAUCCGAGCCGCUGCCGCCCUAUCGCUGCCCCUAA
Drosophila miranda is the source of this 861-nucleotide messenger RNA. RefSeq names its product cytosol aminopeptidase-like. Gene Ontology annotation, molecular function: metalloaminopeptidase activity; manganese ion binding. The transcript is spliced from 2 exons. The record is from RefSeq and is a predicted model, not a curated record. Gene Ontology annotation, cellular component: cytoplasm. Bases 1 to 861 code for a protein of 286 amino acids. Gene Ontology annotation, biological process: proteolysis. Lineage: Eukaryota; Metazoa; Arthropoda; Insecta; Diptera; Drosophilidae.